UGCUCGCCCACUUUUUACUUGCAUUGAUUUCUCACUUCUUUUUCUGGGAAACUAUUGUUCAGAUUCCCGUAUUAAAUUCCGCUUCGGAUCGGAUCACCGCCAUCGUCGUCGGUGAUCUGAGGAGCUCCUUGCUGGUGCACUUUCCAGGAUACGACAGAAACAGCAUCAGAGAGGAGACCUUGAAGAUGACCGACAGCCAGCGAUUUCAGCUGGGGACAAUUGGAGCUUUAAGUCUUUCUGUAGUUUCAUCAGUGUCCAUUGUGAUUUGCAACAAGGCGCUCAUCAGCACCCUUGGCUUUACUUUUGCUACAACUCUGACAAGCUGGCAUCUUCUCGUCACAUUUUGUUCCCUUCAUGUGGCUCUAUGCAUGAAGUGGUUUGAACACAAACCUUUUGAUUCUAGAGCAGUCAUGGGAUUUGGAAUUCUAAAUGGAACAUCUAUUGGACUUCUGAAUCUUAGUCUGGGUUUCAACUCUGUGGGUUUCUAUCAGAUGACGAAAUUGGCAAUCAUCCCAUGCACUGUCCUCCUAGAAACUCUAUUCUUCAGGAAAAUGUUCAGUCGAAAAGUGCAGCUUUCCCUCACUGUUCUUCUUCUUGGUGUUGGAAUUGCCACAGUCACUGAUUUGCAGCUCAAUGUCCUUGGCUCUGUUUUAUCUCUGCUUGCUGUUGUUACAACCUGUGUUGCACAAAUUAUGACAAAUACCAUCCAGAAAAAGUUCAAAGUUUCUUCUACUCAACUUCUGUAUCAAUCUUGUCCCUACCAAGCUCUCAUUCUGUUCGUAUCUGGGCCUUUUAUCGAUGGCCUCCUUACAAAACAGAAUGUGUUAGCAUUCCAUUACACUCCUCAAGUGCUGGUGUUUAUAGUCCUCUCCUGCUUGAUAUCGGUCUCAGUGAACUUCAGCACCUUCCUGGUAAUCGGGAAGACAUCACCAGUCACAUAUCAGGUCUUAGGGCAUUUGAAAACAUGCCUUGUCUUGGCAUUUGGGUACACUCUCCUUCACGACCCAUUUAGCUGGCGGAACAUUUUAGGGAUAUUGGUUGCUGUAGUCGGAAUGGUUCUGUACUCUUAUUUUUGCAACAUAGAAACCCAACAAAAGGCUGUAGCAGCUGAAGCAUCUGCUCAACUCUCGCAGGCCAAAGAAAGUGAAUCCGAGCCCCUAUUAAAUGUUGAAAGUGGAGGUGGUAUUAUAGUUGAUGGUGUUGUGAGAGACCCGGGAUGGAAUUCGAACAAGGAUGUCCUUGUAUAAAGGAUGCUAUAGUUCAUUUACUACCCCCUUUUAUAUAAUGGGUGAAGGAAGGUGUGGCAUUGAUGUGAUGAUAGGGACUACCGACUACAGGCUCGGCCUCGACCGACAAAUCAAAAGGUAUGCUCUUGCAUCUUUGAAAUGUAGCAGUUUUGUAAUCUAGUGUUUGAUUGAUAUUCUAUUAUGAGUCUUUUAAAUAUUUGUGCUGCAGUAAGUAAUAGUAGUUACCAUUUGUUUACUACUACGACACGGCAAAUGAAGGAAUAUGCUGCUUGAUGAAAGCUUAAUGAUAAUAAUAAAAGGACAUUUGAUACAAAAUCUUAGAUGCUUUCCUUUGCUAUUAGUCUGUAAGUAAAUAAGAUGAAGGAAAGAAAUUAAGAAAAUGAAUAGAAGGGGUAGAGGGGGGUACAAAAUUUUGGGUGCAUUUGUUUGAGUUUUUGGAUGUCAAGUGCUUUGAAUUUAAAAUAAAUUUUAAAUUUGAUGUUUUAAUUAGGAAUUAGUUGGUUAGCGCUGAAUAUAAAAUUAAUUUGUAGCAUGAUGUUUUGAUGGAAAAAAAUAUUUUUGUUUAGACUGCAUGAUUCCAAGUCACAAGUUGCUUACUUAGGCUUGGAUUUUGAUUUAAAUAAUGGUUUGAAUGUAAAUUUUUGAAGAUGAAAUAGUGUAUAUUUAUAAGAAUUGUGAAGUUGCAACAAAUUGAAAUCAAAUUUCAAAUUUUUAUUGAAUGACAGGGUUUUAAGAACUAAUAUGGUUGUUUUUGAACGUUUGCGUGGAUAGUAAUUUUAAUUGAAAGUAAUAUUUUACUGUUGUGAAUUACGAAAAUGAGUAAAACAAUUGGGAACAAACACGUCCUUCACUUGCUAUCUUCGGUUUGAUGUAGAUUUAAGGUCAUAUUUGGUUUGAGAGAUAAUUUUGUUCGGUUUGUGUGUUUUUUAGUCUUAGUUUAAUGAUAUUUUGAUGUAUUAUUUCCUCUAUAAAUCAUAUCAUGAAAAUUAGGGCUUGGUAUAAAAAGUAGACAAUAUGUCACUAUCGGCACAA
Messenger RNA from Andrographis paniculata, 2279 nucleotides. RefSeq names its product UDP-xylose transporter 3-like. Bases 186 to 1247 code for a protein of 353 amino acids. Gene Ontology annotation, cellular component: Golgi apparatus. NCBI's taxonomy places the organism in Eukaryota, Viridiplantae, Streptophyta, Magnoliopsida, Lamiales, Acanthaceae. Gene Ontology annotation, molecular function: antiporter activity; UDP-xylose transmembrane transporter activity. The record is from RefSeq and is a predicted model, not a curated record. The transcript has 8 exons.